AUACAUUGCUCUGGCUUUUCCUCGCCAUCUAACCAAGUUGCUCUUGUGGCAGAUCUUCCACUACCGACUUCUCCAAGGCGUCCUUAAGAUAUUCAGAACUUCCCUCGGCGCCUGAAUCAGCAGUCUUGCACCACCCCACCGACCCAGCUUUUGGUUGGUACACCCGACCACCGACUAUAGCAUCUCUGUCGAAAUUCUAUCCACCCUCUUUGCCCUUCAUUCCCGUUCCAAGUCAAGAUGGAUCAUUCAAGAGACCCGUGUCCAUGGGUGGCACUAUCGGAUUUUGGAGGUGCUUUCUCAAUGGGUGCACUUGGAGGAACGUUAUGGCACGGUAUCAAGGGCUACAGAAACUCCCCAUACGGCGAACGGCGGAUAGGCAUGAUCACUGCUAUCAAAGCACGCGCGCCAGUUACAGGAGGCAACUUUGGGGUCUGGGGCGGCAUGUUUAGUACUUUUGAUUGCGCCGUCAAGGGCAUUCGAAAGAAGGAGGAUCCAUACAACUCCAUUAUUGCAGGGUUCUUCACCGGAGGAGCCCUGGCUGCAAGAGGAGGCUACAAAGCAGCGAGAAACGGCGCCAUCAUGUGUGCCAUCUUCCUUGCUGUCAUUGAAGGUGUAGGCAUUGGUAUUCAACGAUUUAUGGCUGAUAGUACGCGGUUGGACCUUCCCCCUCCCAAUUCACCUGACGCUGGGCGAGUCGCGGCAUGACUGGAGAUCGCCACCAUUCCACAUUUCAUCUAGGAGGCUUUCCUUCUGGAACACCAGUCACAUCUUGAAGCAUUCGCCGCUCACUUCUCUACUCCAUUUGGUUGAUGAAAUAUUUGCAUGCAUAGCGGGCGUACAGACGGUUUGUUUCCGGACGUGGGUUCAGAGCAGCAACGAUCCCAGGUGUGGUGGUGACAUAUUGGGUGGUAGAAUUCCGGCAGUGAGGUCACGCUCCGUUCCGCCGUUGUGUUGACAGCACAGAACCCUUGGAGUGGACAUUGACGCUGUACAAGUGACAUCUCAAGAGAAUUGUCGUCUGUCCCACAUUCAGUGUUCAUGUAUAAUAAUGUAUCAAAGAAGAUAUUGCGGAACUGCAUCCGGUUGUCCAACGGCCUCACCAGCACAAUCCCUGUGAGGGAUUCUCUACACAAUGGAAGUCGCAUCUCAACUAGCUAUUUGAUUAUAGGAAAUAUGUGUGCGUGUGCUGUAUUGUUGGAUUCUUGUCUAUAACACAAAUUAAGGACUCGAUGGGGCAG
Messenger RNA from Exophiala mesophila, 1238 nucleotides. RefSeq names its product mitochondrial import inner membrane translocase subunit tim17. Gene Ontology annotation, molecular function: transmembrane protein transporter activity. Gene Ontology annotation, biological process: protein import into mitochondrial matrix. Gene Ontology annotation, cellular component: mitochondrial inner membrane; TIM23 mitochondrial import inner membrane translocase complex. The transcript is spliced from 3 exons. The record is from RefSeq and is a predicted model, not a curated record. The coding region runs from base 238 to 705 and encodes 155 amino acids. NCBI's taxonomy places the organism in Eukaryota, Fungi, Ascomycota, Eurotiomycetes, Chaetothyriales, Herpotrichiellaceae.